Micropterus dolomieu (smallmouth bass) is the source of this 5515-nucleotide messenger RNA. RefSeq names its product retinoblastoma-like 1 (p107) (gene rbl1). Gene Ontology annotation, molecular function: RNA polymerase II transcription regulatory region sequence-specific DNA binding. The transcript is spliced from 22 exons. Gene Ontology annotation, biological process: cell differentiation; regulation of transcription by RNA polymerase II; negative regulation of G1/S transition of mitotic cell cycle. Bases 132 to 3335 code for a protein of 1067 amino acids. Gene Ontology annotation, cellular component: nucleus; transcription regulator complex; chromatin. The record is from RefSeq and is a predicted model, not a curated record. Lineage: Eukaryota; Metazoa; Chordata; Actinopteri; Centrarchiformes; Centrarchidae.
UCCGCCGGUCGUGGGGAAAUCUGUUGUUGUUUCGAUGCGUGUAGGUGGGUGGGCGACGUGUUUUCGUGUUUAGAUUUCAACUCUAGGGGGGUUUUAAACUUGGCGGAAACUGUAACAGUAAGUUUGUACGAAUGCGGGGCGAAGAGUCGUCGGAUUCUGAGUCGGGGAGGAUGGAGGAGAGCUCCGUCCGGAGGAGUCUGGAGACGUUGUGUCAGGAGCUGAACAUGGACGAGCAAACUGCCACUGAAGCCAUGGAGAACUUCACUGCCAUAUGGAAUACAUACACACUGGAGGGAGAGGUGGUCCACUGGUUGGCCUGUUCGCUGUAUGCAGCCUGCAGGAAGGGAUCCACUCCCACAGUGGGUAAAGGCUUGAUGGAAGGAAACUGUGUCUCUCUCACCAGGAUCCUUCGCACGGCCAAACUCAGUCUGAUCCAGUUCUUCUCUAAGAUGAGGAAGUGGGCCGACAUGUCCAACCUCCCGCACGACUUCAGGCUGCGCAUGGAGAGACUGGAGCGAAACUUUGAGGUUUCCACUGUGAUCUUCCGCAAGUUUGAGCCCAUCUUCAUGGACAUGUUUCAGAACCCGCAGGGAGCCGAGCCACCACGGCAGCCACGCAGCAGGAAACACAGGCGACUGCCAUGUCACAUCAGUGAUGUGUUCAAGUUCUGCUGGACUCUGUUUGUCUACACUAAAGGUAACUUCCGUAUGAUCGGUGAUGACCUUGUGAACUCGUACCACCUGCUGCUUUGCUGUCUGGACUUGGUGUUUGGCAACGCUCUGCUCUGCGCCAACAGGAAGGACCUCAUCAACCCAACGUUCAGAGGUCUGCCUGCUCUGUACCGCAUCGACAGCCACGUUUCACCGGACGAGCCUCCUCCGUGUGUGUUGGAGAGGUUAUGCGAGCUACAUGACGGGCUGGUGGUGGAAGCGAAAGGCAUCAAACAGCACUACUUCAAACCCUACAUACAGAAACUCUUCCAGAGACAGAUCCUGAAAGGCAAUGAGGAGCAUUUGACUGAACUGAUGGAUCCUCAGAACUUCAUUGAUAACAAUAAGGCCAUAAACAGGGAGUAUGAGGAGUAUGUGUUGACGGUGGGAGAUUUUGAUGAGCGAGUGUUCCUGGAUGCCGACGCCGACGAGGAAAUUGGGACUCCGAGGAAGAUUGUUCAGGAACAGUCUGGCAGCCAGACGAAUGCUCAGAAGCAGCUGCAACAACAUGUAGAGAAGUCCGGCUCUCUCGCUCCCUCCACCCCUCUGACGGGUCGAGUCUACCUGAAAGAGAAGGACCUGCUCGUCACGCCCGUCUCUUCAGCGACGCAGAGUGUGAGCCGGCUGCAGAGCAUGGUGGCCGGGUUGAGGACGGCCCCCAGCGACCAGCUGCUGCAGACCUUCAAGUCGUGCUCCAGAGAUCCCACAGAGGCCAUCCUGGCAAGAGUAAAGACGCUGGGACAAACCUUCAAAGAACAUUACACCAACGACUCAGAGGACAUGCCUGGCUCUCACAUAGACUUUGCAGAGAACCGGCUGAAACUUGCCGAGAUCCUCUACUACAAGAUCCUGGAGAACGUCUUGGUUCAGGAGACCAAACGGCUGCACGGCAAAGACAUGAGUGUGCUAUUGGAGCAGGACAUCUUCCACUGUUCCCUGAUGGCCUGUUGUCUGGAGGUCGUGUUGUUCUCCUACAGCUCCCAGAGAACCUUCCCCUGGAUCAUCAACAUCUUCAAACUGACCCCAUUCUACUUUUUCAAGGUCAUUGAGGUGUUUAUCCGCUCAGAGGAAGGCCUGUCCAGAGACAUGGUGAAGCAUCUGAACCUGAUUGAGGAACAGGUUCUGGAGAGCAGAGCGUGGAGCACAGACUCUGCCCUGUGGAGCGCCCUGCAGGCUGCUGGGAACAAAAUCCCAACAGUGGAGGAGGUAAAUUUUUCCUCCAGUCUUGACACGGGUUCUGGUCCUGGUUCUGUUUCUGGUUCUACAAGCGGAGGCCAGUCCCACCUGCCUCUUGUCGCUCUCUCUCCCAUCAUCCACCCCCGCAUCAGGGAGUUCAGAUUAGGCCAGGUCAGCGCACGCAAAGAUGUGCCUCCCUCUCCACUGUCGGUCCAUGACCGGUACAGCUCCCCAGCAGCUGGCAGCGCUAAACGGCGUCUCUUCGGUGACGACCCUCCGGCCCCGACAACAGGAGUAGCCCCCAGUGGGAGUCCGUUGUCGUCACCGGCCAAGAGGUUGAUGUUCGGCUCGAGCAAUACCCUGAGGAUCGGUACUCAUAGUACCCAGACCACCGUCCUAAGUAUCCCGCUGCAAGGUAUGAACAACGACCGCACUAUUACACUGAUCCCAGUUCAGCCGUGUGACUCCUCUGGUACCGUCACCGCUCAGUUCCUGCUGACCGCCUCCCCGAGCCGAGUCACCUCCGCACCCACGACCGCUGACCCCCAGGCCGGAAGCGGUCGGCCGCGACGCACCGGAUCGCUCGCUCUGUUCUUUAGGAAGGUGUAUCACCUGGCCAGCGUGCGCCUGAGGGAUUUGUGUGUGAAGCUGGACAUCUCAUCGGAGCUGCGAGGGAAGAUCUGGACGUGUUUUGAACACGCUCUGGUUCACUGUACCGAUCUGAUGCGGGACCGACACCUCGACCAGCUGCUGCUGUGUUGCGUUUACAUUAUAUCCAAAAUCACCAAAGAAACUCACACCUUCCACGACAUCAUGAAGUGUUACCGCAGCCAACCACAGGCCAGCAGCCUUGUGUACCGCAGCGUCUUACUGUGUCGCACUUCCAGAGAGCAGGUGGCUGAUGAGAACAUGGAGGUGGAUCCUGUUUCUGGUGGCGAAUCUGCGGAGAAAACUAGUCAGGUGUCAGGAGACGCAAAAUCCAACCAAUCGGGGGAGGAGGAACGCGGGGACCUCAUCCAGUUCUACAACAGUGUUUUCGUCCUGAAGAUGAAAAGCUUUGCGCUGCGAUACGCCACCCACGAUAACCGGGCGGACGCUCCUCCUCUCUCUCCUUUCCCGUCAGUUCGGGCUCAGCCUCUGUCUCCUCGUCGAGUUUCUCAGAGACACUCGCUGUACGUUUCCCCUCACAAGAACUCUGCCAGCUGCCUCACACCAAACUCCUACACUUACAGGAUCAACAGCAGCCCGUCCAAGGAAUUAUCGGACAUCAACCGGAUGAUCCGUCAGGGCUGCGUGAGCAGGAAGAGGGCCUUCACCAUGGAGGGUGACGUGAUGAUGUCACCAGCGUGCGACUCCCCCAGCAAGAGGGCGUGUCCAGAGAACGGCAGCAGUCCGGACGUGCUGCUGAAGCGUCUGCAGGACGUCGUGUCAGAGCGGCAGAGUCACUGAUGGACGUAGAAACACGUAAAACAUUAAAGUAAUGAAUGCAUUUUCAUUACAGAGCUCUUCCUCUGAAAUGAUGGAACUAGACAGUAAGAGUGAUUUUUCAUCACUGACGCUCGUUUAAUUUUGACCGUUUAUGUAUAUUAUAUGACCUGAGGGUCAUAGAACCUGUGCAGCGAAUUAAUGGCAUAAUUCAUGCUGUUUAGUUUGAUCCAAAGCAUCUUGUAAUUCUAGUGUUGACACAACCACAAAAUAUUGACUUUGAGACCAGUAACAAUAUCUAAAAUGUGAUAUUUUAGCCACAUCAAGAAUCAAAUCACUGAGACACUUCACUUUUAUUACCGUUUCACCUUUAACUCAGUAACUCAGGUGAACUGAAAUGCAGCAGAUCCCGCCCGUGUUAGUGUUGCACUAUUGUCCAUUGCUAAACAUUUGCAGCUGCUAGAUGGCAGCAAGAGUAGGUUGCUCUUUAAAGAGUGCCCAAAAGUCCAAAAUGCCCAAAAAGACAACCCCCUCUUUUCCAACAACUGUUGAAAAAUACAUUUUGCAGAUAGGAAAGCUUUCAGGUCACGUCCUCAAAGCCUUUUCUUUUGUAAAAGUGGAACAUGAAAUUCUUCCAUUACAGCAGACUUUAAAUCCCUUAUUUGUGAAGCUCGGUCACAUACUCGCUCUCUCAUCAGACUCCCAAAGCACUCUAAAUAAUUUUCUCUGGCAGUUAAAAUUUCUCAGACUUCAGUCUCUUCAUCAUGAAAUUCAGUGACAUAUUAUUCUGUUUCUGCAGUAAAGACGUGAGGAGACACUUUCUCGUCUUGUUUUCACUCCGCAGAACAUUAUUGCCUCUGUGGGAGCAAAUCAGGUUACACAAGUUCACAGAAACUUUCAUUUUUUUCUAUGUGGCUAUUUAGGCUAUUUUUUUAAAUUGGUCCAGUUUUAAGCAAGCAUGCUGCAGUCAGCAGCAGCAAAACAGGGCUGCAAUAGUCACAUGUCGCGUCCGGCAAAGCCACCAGACUCCAUUGAUUAAAAACAGUAAUUUUACAUCGUUGAACACAGAUGUUGCUGGUGUACCGCUGCCAUGGUCGGUUAGUUUGUUAUUGUGUGACUUUUUUGUUUUAGUUUGUUUGUGUUAUUGUGUAACUUUGGUGUUUUUAAUAGGUUUAAAAUACCAAAGUCACACAAUGACACAAACAAACUAACAAAUCCUGGCAGAUGUAGACCAGAGUGGUAAAAUUACUGUUUUUUUAAAAGGGAGUCUGGUGGGUUAGAGGAAAACAAUAUAGUAACUGUUUCAGUUGAGAUAUAUAUAGAGAGAGAUAUAUAUAUAUAUAUAUUAUAUAUAUUUUUACAGUGGUACUGAUGACCUAUCACACUAAGGACAAGUAAACACUCGACACUUUCAGUCCAUUUGUUAUUGUAAGCUUCGAGUCAGACGACCUUUAUCAGGCAUUUUUUAAUCUAAAUUUAUGAAGGUUCGAUUCUCUAACCUUCUAGAGGCUGUAGCUCAUCAUUCUUCACUUUCAGGUACCAUUAUUUGAACAGUCAAACCCUGAACUUGUGUAUAUAGUUUCCUUUAAGACAUAGAAAGGAAGAUGAGACAAAUCAAGCUCCAAUGUACAUUCUCUACUAUUAAACGUCUUCUAGCCCAAAAUCUGCUGAGGUCUCUACUCUGUAGAGAUUUUAUUGCUGAGGGAAAAUUGAAUUUUCAUUCUUUUUUGAUAAUUAGUUUUACAGUUUCCUUUUAAUCUUCCUGGUUUGUGUUUAUGAACCAUUUAAUGUUGUAAUGCUGUAAUAAUAGGCUUAAUGCUAACAAGCGUGCUCGAUUGAAGCAGCAUUUGUGUACUCGAGUGUGUAGUAUCUACACUUCUUUUUUAAAAAAUUGAAUUUAACAUUUUAGAAAACAAUCUAUGACUUCUAAACGAUUUCAUGUAAACUGUUUUUGUUCAUACCUGGUUUACUAAAAGCACAAUAGCAAAGGUGACACUGAAAACCAGUUGUAAAUGACAAGUAAGAGUGUAGAUUUUGCACUGAGACAGCCAAAAAAUACAAUAAUCGAUGGAAAUCUGUAAGCAGGAAAGCAGUUUGUGUCACUCUGGUGUGUUUCUCGCUUCAAGGAAAUUUGUAUUUUCUACAAACAGUCAAAGGUUUUGUACAAUAAAUUUUCUUUGAGCACUCUGUGUUCAUUCAUUUGA